Molecule: messenger RNA, 432 nt
Organism: Penicillium waksmanii
Lineage: Eukaryota; Fungi; Ascomycota; Eurotiomycetes; Eurotiales; Aspergillaceae
Exons: 1
Coding region: 1-432 (143 amino acids)
Source: RefSeq, a predicted model, not a curated record
AUGUCAAAGAGCCCUGGAGAGAAGAGGAAGAAGAGGAGGAAGAAGGAAGAAGAGGAAGAAGAAGAAGCAAAGAAAGUCAGCCUUUCCUUCCCCGCCCACCCAGCUCACUCAACCAGCUUCCAACUCAACUUCUCUUCUCUCCCUCCCAUUUUGAUGCCUUAUCGUGUGCCACCAUCGUUACCAAAUCUCUUAUGCAACCUCGUCCGCUUUAUCUCGUCCAUCGUUCCCCGUCUCCACAGCUUAUCGACUGGCCCCGCGCCUAACGCGGGCCCGCACGGACGAAUGUGUCAUGUCAUGCAGCUGUGCCUGAACUCCCUGGGGAGCCCUGGAAACGCAUUUGAGGUCGUUCGUUCCUUCGUUUCUGACUUCGUGUUGUCACCGGGCAUCAUCUUUGCGGGGAUCUGUGCCCAUUCGCCAAUGAGGCGUAGCUGA